Molecule: messenger RNA, 2262 nt
Organism: Gymnogyps californianus (California condor)
Lineage: Eukaryota; Metazoa; Chordata; Aves; Accipitriformes; Cathartidae
Gene: GM2A
Product: ganglioside GM2 activator
Exons: 4
Coding region: 162-770 (202 amino acids)
Biological process (GO): ganglioside catabolic process; lipid transport
Cellular component (GO): cytoplasmic side of plasma membrane
Molecular function (GO): enzyme activator activity; lipid carrier activity
Source: RefSeq, a predicted model, not a curated record
GGGUACCGCACUGGGGGCAGCCCGCUCAGGAAGCCAGCGGCUGCUUCGCUGCCUCCCGCCGCCCUCGCCUCUCGCUUUUCUCUUCCCCCCCCGCCGCGUAUCCCCGCCGGCCGGCCCAGCUUUCCGCACAGAUCCACGGAUCCUGCCUCGCUGCCGGAGGGAUGCUGGGAGCGGGGCUGGCGCUGGCGCUCUGCGCCCUGCAGCUCUGCCCGGCCGCGCUCGGAGGGUCGCACCCGCAGCUGCUGGUGGAGCGGAGCGGAUCCCGGAGGCUGAGCAAGGUUGGUGGCUUUGCCUGGGAGAACUGUGGUGACAGGAGGGACCCCGUGGUGCUGCAGAGCCUCUCCGUGGCGCCCGACCCCAUCAGCAUCCCGGGGAGCCUGCGCGUCAGCGCGGCUGUCAGCAGCAGCAAGACCAUGGCCUCCCCUCUGAAGGUGGUGCUGGUGGUGGAGAAGGCGCUGGGCGACCUCUGGAUCCAGCUGCCCUGCAUCGACCAGCUGGGCAGUUGCACCUACGACAAUGUCUGCACCAUCCUCGACAACCUCAUCCCGCCUGGCACGACCUGCCCGGAGCCCCUGCUCACCUAUGGCAUCCCCUGCCACUGCCCCUUCAAAGCGGGCUCCUACUCCCUGCCAGCCAGCGACUUCAUCCUGCCCGAUGUGGAGCUGCCUGCCUGGAUGACCAACGGCAACUACCGUGUCCGGGUGGCUGUCAGCAAUGGUGGGGAGGAGCUCGCCUGCGUCAAGCUGGCCUUCUCCCUGCAGUCCCAGUGAGGGGCGAGGGACCAUCCCUCCUCUCCCCAUCACCUUGGUCCCCUGUCUCAUCCUAUCCCAUCCAGUUGCACCCCAUCCCGUCCAACCCGUCCCUGCGAGGCGCAUCCUUCCCGCUGCCAGGAGGAGGCAGCACCCAUACCCCCGCUUGGUGCCCCCCUUCCCCUGCUACACACAGAAAGGCCCCUCUGGCUGUCCUGCUGUCCCCAACCCCAUCACCAGGGUGUCCCCUGCCCCGGACAGGGUAGCCUUUGAGCCUAACCCCAGCCUUUCAGCGCAACCUGGGGGUAGUUAUUUUUUACGCGGUUUCUCUUUUUUUUUUCCCUUAAUCCCAUCAGGGCAAUUUUAGACAAAAACAUUCCAGGGGAAAGCAGUAUUUCUUGGAGCAGUCCAUGGGGAGGAGGGAGUGUUUGGGAGUGCUGGGGCAGGCUGGAGGGAUGUAGGAUUAGCUGCGGAGGGUGUCCCCGCUUGCCCCCACCACCUCUGGCCAGAGCGCGGGGCUGUUUUGCAGAAGUGUCCCCAAAGUGGCCGCAGGAGCCCUGUCCCCCCCACAGCAGCUCUGGGUCUGCCUUUGACGCGUCCCUGUCCUGUGCGUGGGACCAGCUCGGCAACAAGAGGCACCGGUGAGGGCACCUCCCCGUGUCCCUCCUAUGACAAACAUCAUCACAAGCACAACAGGACUGAAACCACCCAAACCCCCAACGGAUGUUCCCACUCACAAGGGACCAAGUGGCUGGUGCUGCUCCCAGCAGCAGGAGAGGUGGCUGGACACCGGCUGCGCUCACUCCGGGGUGGGGACAUGGCCGUGACGGGUAACUGCGGCACAUCCUGGCCAAGGACAAGUCCCACUCAUCUCAUUUUGCCACUGGGACUGAGCCGAGGCAGGACGCUGCACUGGGACCAUCCUUCCCAUGCACUGGCAGAGGCACCCCCACAACGUGGAGCAGCAUCCUGGACACGGGAUGGAGUGGGAGAUGACCAUGAAGACCAGCAGCCCGGGUCCUAUUUGGGCACCCUGCAGCGCAUCUCCUGAUUGUGGCUGGGGGCCAAGGCAUGGGCAGGCAGCAUCCUCCCUGCCUGCAGCUCCCGGCAGGGCGUGUGUCUGACAUCACCUGCCUAUGCCAGGUCCCCGCAGGGCAGAGGUGCAGGUGACCCACCGGCCACCCGCAUCCCUUGCUCCCUCGCUGUCCCUGCCUGCUCACAUUAUUUAGCCCCUCCGUAGGGCUGGUCUUCCUCCAAGCACUUUAUAUGCCUUAACUACUGCUGGGCUGCCCUGGCGGGAGAUCCUCUGCCAUGCAGACGUGCUCCCACCGCCUUUCUGUGCCCUCGACUCGUUCCGUUUCAUCCUGCUGCUGGGUCCGACCCGGGUUUGUUUUGCCUGGAGAAGCACUAACCUUCUCACCCCACUCCCUGCCGCUGCGCAGUGCCCAUGCCAGGGCAGCAUCCUCCUUUCGGGCAGGUACUGCAGGUUCUUAAUAAAUCUUUUUACCAGGAA